Anoplopoma fimbria (sablefish) is the source of this 2312-nucleotide messenger RNA. Its product is annotated as high-affinity choline transporter 1-like. The transcript has 8 exons. Gene Ontology annotation, biological process: transmembrane transport; acetylcholine biosynthetic process; choline transport. Lineage: Eukaryota; Metazoa; Chordata; Actinopteri; Perciformes; Anoplopomatidae. The record is from RefSeq and is a predicted model, not a curated record. Bases 340 to 1992 code for a protein of 550 amino acids. Gene Ontology annotation, molecular function: choline:sodium symporter activity. Gene Ontology annotation, cellular component: plasma membrane.
UCAAGUAGCAACUUAGUUUCACAAGAGGCAGAAAGUCGACUGAUUUGAAUGAGGACAAGGUAACUACUUAGAAGAAUCCUGUCAUAACAGAAAUAUGUCAAGGACACUUUUCCAUUCCAGUAAGUAAUGCAACGACUUCAGCAAACACUUAUUCAGAUAAUAUCUGGUUGGGGUUGCCAUGCAAAACAUCCACAACGGCCUUGACUGCAGCUGCCUGUUACAUUUAGAUAUUUCACACCACAUUGCUCUUCUCCUCUCAUUCCUUGUUAGCAGCUCAGAGUUCCUUUCUAACUUGCAUGUUGUUUUCCUGAGUUUAUCACCACCAGAAAACGCUCCACGAUGGCUGUCCAUGUACCAGGUCUGAUAAUGAUGGUCAUCUUCUACCUGCUUGUGCUGGGAAUCGGCAUCUGGGCAUCUGUGAAAUCCAAGAGGAUGGAGAAAAACACACCAGGUGGACGGAUGGAAAUCUCUUUUUUGGCCAACCGGAGGGUCAACUUAGUGGUGGGAGUCUUCUCGAUGACUGCCACAUGGGUCGGAGGGGCUUUUAUCAUUGGAGUUGCAGAGACAGUUUACGACCCCACAAAGGGAUUAAUCUGGGCUCUUAUUCCUCUGCAAAUGUCCUUCUCCUUCAUUAUCGGUGGGCUGUUCUUUGCAAAGCCGAUGCGGGAAAAAAACUACAUCACUGUGAUGGAUCCGUUCCAGAGGAAGUAUGGAGACACGCUGACUGGGCUUCUGGCCGUUAUUCCGUUUAUAAGUGAAGUGAUGUGGGCUCCGGUCACACUUAUCUCUCUGGGGGUGUCUGUUAGCGUCUUUUCCGGUCUGCCCUUAAGUCUUUGCAUCUGGAUCUCUGCUGCCAUAGCCAUCAUCUACACCGGCCUCGGAGGUCUCUACUCAGUCGUUUACACCGAUGUCGUCCAGCUUUCAUUGGUGUUUUGCAGCUUGUGGCUGUGUGCGCCCUUUGUUCUGGCUAAUGAGGCGUAUACUGACAUCAUUCAGACAGCAUUCAACCACACAUAUCAGGCCCCCUGGCUCGGACACAUUGAGUACAAUGAAGUGUGGAGAUGGAUUGAUAAUUUCCUAGCGAUGAGUGUUGGAAAUUUGGCAUUUCAAGAAUUCCACCAGAGGACUCUCUCCUCCAGCUCCACAUCUACAGCCAGAAGGAUCUGCUUCAUAUCAGCCGGCGUCGUCCUUCUUCUUGGAGUUCCUCCUGUGCUCAUCGGUGCCGUUGCAGCUUCAACAGAUUGGAAUCUGACCUCGUACGGGUCGCCGUCUCCGUAUGAGCGAGGAGAGGCCGCUAUGGUGUUGCCCAUCAGCCUUCUGCAUCUCACCCCAACCGCCAUAUUCGUCCUCGGCAUGGGAGCCAUCGCCGGUGCCUCAAUGUCGUCGACGGACUCGUGUCUGUUGGCGGCGACCUCCAUCUUCACCAGAAACAUCUACAAGGUCAUCAGACAUCAGGCAUCAGACUGGGAGCUGCAGUGGGUGAUUCGCUGCUCCAUAGUGGUCGUUGGGAUUGUGGGAACGUCCCUCACCUACCUGGACAGCAGCAUCCUGGUGUUCUGGAUCCUGGGGGCCGACCUUGCUUACACCAUCAUGCUCCCACAGCUGAUCUGCGUCCUCUUCAUCCGGGUUUCCAACGGUUACGGGGCCGUUGCAGGCUAUGUUGUUGCCUUUGUCAUGAGGGUUUUGUGCGGAGAGCCCGUGUUCAAGCUUCCUGUCAUCCUCGCUUUCCCAGGGUGCACUUUAGAGGACGGCGUUUACGUUCAGCACGCUCCGUUCAAGACCAUCUGCAUGCUGUCUGCUCUGACCUCCAUCCUGGUGUUUUCAUAUAUGGCCUCUCUGCUGUUUAACAAGGGGAUCCUUCCUGAGAGGUGGGACGUGUUCAAGGUGAAAUCACAGGAAGAACUACGACCAGCAGAGGGCGCCAGAGAGGCUGAUGGUGAAAAGACUGGUGCUCCAAAUGAAAAUGAACCAAUGCUCGAUACAGGCUGCUAAUUCAAUUUCUGUUGACUUUAUGUCUUAUUGUAACAUAUUGUUGGUGCCAAUGAUGUUCCUGGGUUUUUAGCCUUCAGCCCUUCUGCUUCCAUACAUGUGAUUAUCAAUAAACACAUGGGUAAUGCACAAUGAUUCAGAUGCAUACUAGUGAUGGUUAUGUAUCUGACUUGCUAAUCAUUUUGGUUUAUUUGUACAGGGACAAGUAUAUAAAAGGAACUAGACAGCAUAUGAGGUUUCCAAGGUUAACUGGACCAUGUAAAUGUGAGAUGUUUUUUUAGAAAUCGAUAUCAAUCAUAUUAAAUCCCACAAAAGCAAUAAAA